Messenger RNA from Paramecium pentaurelia, 1786 nucleotides. The record is from the annotation of a GenBank genome assembly. Lineage: Eukaryota; Ciliophora; Oligohymenophorea; Peniculida; Parameciidae.
AUGAAAUAAAUAGUUUAAUCUGCAAGACUUCCUUCAUCACCAAUUUUUCAUAAAAAAAAACCAACUGAACUAUAGAAUCCAUUAGAAAAUUUAGUAAGAGUCUAAUCACCUUGUGGAAGUACAACAAAUAAUGCAUUUGGAAGAUGUCCUACAGUGAAGACUUUAAAUAGUGAUAGAGAUCCUGUUGAACUUACAAUAACAUUAAUGUUGAAUGAUUAAAAGUAAAAGGAAUGAAUGAAAAUAGAUUGAUUGUACCAAUAGGAAUAAAUCAAAGCACUACAGAUUUAUAUAAGAAAUUAAUAGGCAAAGUUAAUCAAAUAAACCCUACAAUAGUGCAUUAAAUUAAACAUUUUUAAACACAUAGUAGUGUUAAGAAUUACAAUAUUGAUUACUAUUUAUCACUUGAAUAUCAUCCGUUAGAUGUAUUUAAAGAAUAAAGACAUUUGAAAUUAGAACCAUAUGUUUCAAAAAAUGUUAAUACCCAAUUAAGCAUUGAGGAUUUUGAGAUACUUAAAUGCAUUGGAGUUGGGUAUUAAUUCUAAUAUAAUAUAGUGGUUUUUCACGUGUAUAUUUAGUUAGAAAGAAAGAUAGUGGAUAUUUUUAUGCUAUGAAAUUGAUUGAUAAGAAUUUCAUUUUGAAUUCAAAUAAAGAGAUUAUUAUUAAUAAUGAGAGAUAAGUAAUGGAAUAAUUGAAUUCACCCUAUUUAGCCAAAUUAUUUUAUUCAUUUGAAACCAAAUAUUAUUUAGUUUUUGUAUUGGAGUAAAUUUACUAUUUUAAUGAUAUAUAGAUAUUGUGCAGGUGGAGAAUUAUUUUAUCAUUUAAGAAAACUAAGAAGAUUGAAUGAAGAAUUAGCAAAAUAAUAUUUUGUAUAAGUAUGUUUGGCAAUUUAAGAAUUACAUCAAUAUGGAGUUGUUUAUAGAGAUAUUAAACCUGAAAAUAUACUAUUAGAUUUAGAUGGAUAUAUUCGUUUAUCUGAUUUUGGUUUAGCUAAACCAAAUAUGGAUAGAGAAGAAACAGCUUUUUCUUUUUGUGGUUCUCCAGAAUAUAUGUCACCUGAAAUGCUUAUGAGAAAUGGACAUAACUUUAUGGUAGACAUCUAUUGUUUAGGAGCAUUACUAUAUGAAUUUAUAUGUGGAUCUCCUCCCUUCUAUAGUAGGAAUAUUGAACAGAUUUAUAAUAGCAUUUUAAAUGAUAGAAUAUCAUUCCCUCCUUAAUUUGAAAUUCAUUAAGAUCUUAAAGAUUUAAUUUCAAAAUUAUUAAUUAAAGAUCCUUAAGUUCGUUUAGGAUCUAAAAAUGGAAUAAAAGAAAUACUCUCACAUAAAUGGUUUAAAGGAUUUGAUAUAGAAGCUUUGGCUAAAAGAAGGUUAAAUAUUAGUUAUCGUCCAAAACCAUUAAGUUAUAAUUUUGAUGAAAUAGAAUUUAGUAAAGGAGAUAUAGAAUUUUAAAAAAAAUUGUAAGAUAAUUUGAGGAAAGAAAAAUAAGUAAUAAGUUUAAUAAUAGUUAGAGUAAAUAUAAUCGAUAUUUUCCAAAUUUUGAAUAUACAAAUAAAAAUAUUCUUGAUAGUAGAUAGGGUAUAUUAUAACUUAUGUUAAAACAAUAAUAAAUAUAAGGAUAAUAAGGAUUACCAAAACCAUAAUAAAGAACAUUAAUUUCCUUAUCUCCACUUUCAAUGGUCAAAGGAAUAUCAAAUAUAAAGGCAUUAACUUAGAGUUCAUUUAAAUAGUAAUCAUAAUGCAAACGUUUUAAUACUGAUAUUGAUAUAGGUAAAAUAAUUAAGAAUAUGUGA